This is a messenger RNA of Oldenlandia corymbosa var. corymbosa, 1749 nucleotides long. NCBI's taxonomy places the organism in Eukaryota, Viridiplantae, Streptophyta, Magnoliopsida, Gentianales, Rubiaceae. The record is from the annotation of a GenBank genome assembly.
AUGUCAGGCGUAAAAAUGGCGACGGAAAACGCCACUCCAAGCUCCACCGCCGAUGAGUCCAAAAUCUGUGUAGUACUAGGAGGCCGGGGGUUUAUCGGGAGAUCACUGGUGGCGAGGCUGUUGAGACUCGGCAAUUGGAUCGUCCGAAUCGCUGACUCAACUCCUUCCAUUCUUCUUGGAAGCGAUGAAUCGGCUCUGUCUCAAGCUCUGGAAUCCGGCCGUGCGUCGUAUUACCAAGUGGACGUUAGAAACAGAGAUCAAAUCGUUAAAGCUGUUGAAGGGGCACUUGUUGUGUUUUACACUAAUACUGUGGACUCUAGCAACGGCGACUUCUACUUCUAUUACACAACUAUAGUACAAGGUGUUAAAAAUGUGAUUAAUGCUUGUAAAGAUUGUAAAGUGAAGCAGUUGAUACAUAACAGUCCUGCUGAUAUAGUUUUUGAAAGUGGUCGUGAUAUAGACAAAGGAGAUGAAUCCAAGGUGUACGCAGGCAAAUUUGGCAGCGUCGUGACUGAUCUUAACGCUCAAGCUGAAGGUCUGGUGUUACGUGCUAAUGACAUUGAUGGCCUUUUAACUUGUUCAAUUCGUUCGAGCAAUGUCUUCGGACCUGGAGACAAGCAGCUGGUUCCGUUGCUGGUGCAGAUGGCAAAAUCUGUUUGGGCUAAGUUCAUUAUAGGAAGUGGGAAGAAGCUGACUGAGUUUACCUAUGUGGAAAACGUUGCCCAUGCUAAUAUCUGUGCCGAAGAGGCUCUAAGUUCAAAGAUGGUUUCUGUAUCUGGAAAGGCUUAUUUCAUCUCGAAUCUCGAGCCCUUAAAUUUUUGGGAAUUCAACUCUAGUGUGCUGGAUGGCCUUGGGUACCAGAGGCCCACAAUUAAGCUGCCAGAUUUUGUGGUCAAGUAUUUCAUUUUGGUUGGGAAAUGGUUGCAUUUGAACAUGGAUUUUACAUUUGUCCAAAAAGUGUCCGAUUUAAGUUUGUGCACUAGGACGCUCGACUGCUCGGCUGCUAAGAAACACAUUGGAUACUCGCCUAUCAUUUCGUUGCAAGAAGGAAUUACAUUAACAGUUGAAUCAUUCUCCCAUUUGGCUCAAGUCUCAACUUUCACAAAAUACAAAGAUUCUGGUGAACAAUCGAAGGCAGAUAAGAUUUUAGGGAGUGGGAAAGUUGCGGAUAUUUUGCUAUGGAGGGAUGAGACAGAAAGUUUUACAUAUUUCUUGUCUUUGGCUCUGUUCUACUACUGGUUCUUCCUCUUAGGAAGAACUUUCAUCUCAUCUGUGGCCAUGCUUCUGCUGCUUGUUGCUGUUCUGCUCUCUUUUAAUUGUUUCCUUCCAGCAAAUAUUUUUGGGAUGUCGUUUCCAAGAGUUCCGUCAUCUUAUUUUGAGAUUUCAGAGGAAACGGUGAGAACUUCUUUUUCUAUCAUGGGUUACAUAUGGAAUAGUGGCUGCCAUCUGAUGGGCUCCUUCGCUCGUGGAGAAGAUUGGCAUACGUUUAUUAUGAUGGUAGCUUUGCUGUACUCCUUUAAGAUGGCCGCAACUCACUGCUUAACUCUGUCUAUUGGAUGUGCACUUGUUGUUGCAUUCAAUGCAUUCUUCAUCUAUGAGCAAUAUGAAGAGGAAAUUGAUGGGGUUGUCACAAGUUUAUUCAUCUACACUAGGAAAUCUGGGAGGUGGUUGCUGAUGAAUCUGCCUAGACCUCUAGCAUCACGGCUUCCUGAUCGUUUCAUAUCAGUUCAGAAAACAAUCCUUCAAUGA